UCUCUUCCACCUCUUAAUUUGUUCUUUUUAUUUCCUUCUUCUCAAAGCUAAAAAACUUUCAACAUAUUUAUUUCUCUCUCUCUCCCUACUCAUUCUUUUUUCUUCUAGUUGAAAUUUUGAUUUUCAUCUUUUUUGUUUCUUAAUUGGUUUUUGCCUUUCUCUUGAUUUUUUGAAUCAUAUGAAGUUAUAUAAAAUGCUACCAAGGCAACUAUGAGUAUAACUUCACUUAUUUCCUCAUUAAUUUUCUCCAUCAAAGAAAUAGUUAUUGCAUUUCUCCUUCUUCUACUUCUCUCUCCUAAUUCCUAUUCCUUAAACCCUAAACAUGAGACUCUAGACUCUACAAAGGACGUGUUAGUUGAAGAGAAAUCAAGGUUGGGUUCAAUGCCACCGAGUUGUUACAAUAAGUGUAACCAAUGCCAUCCAUGCAUGGCGGUGCAGGUCAGUGAGGUACCUAAAAUUUAUCAAUUAAUGUCAAUUGAUUUGUACAAGGAUUUGAAUUGGGAUGUAUUUUUCUUUAAUUUUUAUUUCAAAUUAUUGUUAUAUUUUUCGUUUAUACAUAUAUUGACACCACUAGUGCAGGUACCAAGCCUAUCGAGUCACAAAGAAGUCGGACUAAGUGGCGAUGUGACUCGAACCCAGUCUAGGUCCAUGGACUACAAUACUCUAGAGUCCAACAGGUACUCCAAUUACAAGCCACUUGGAUGGAAAUGCAGAUGUGGUGGUCAUUUCUACAAUCCUUAGCUAAUAGCUAUGCUUAAUUAGCUCAUGAGACCAUUACAUAAUUAAUUGUCUAAUUGUAAAAAUUGUAGGAGUAAGAGUUACAAUUAACUUGUGGAGGAUGUAACCUUUUUGCCGCUGAUUAGAAUAUUAAUAAUUUUUUAACUACAAUAUUUUGAAAAUUAGCGGAGGUGGGACAAUGCAUUAAAUGAGGCUGUUAGGCAGCAUUCACUACGGUGUACAUGUUGAUAAUUAAUACUGAUUUUUACAUAAGGUGUUGCAAAUGUAAUGGGGUAGGUUUUGACUAUUGAUCAUGCAUAAGAUUUUUGAUACCAUCUACUCAAUUUAAUGGGCUAUAGCACGUUGUACUUUAUUUUUCGCAUUAUAACUAUCAUAUUGGAAGCUUAAUAUGAAAUAUAUUUUAUUUGGUACUAUGGGUGUAUUUGGUCGAAGGAAGAAUACUUUUAAUUGGAAAUAUUGACUUGAAAAGUAUGUGAUUUUCUUACUUAUUUGAUAUUUCGUAAGUAAACAGAAAAUAUUAUUUCAAAAGAUAUUCAUACAAAAUUUAUUCAAACACCAUGGGAUGAGGCGGGAGUAUGGGUAUGGCCUGUGGGGGUUGUGGGGAUGAGGGUUAUGGGUGUGGUUCUGGGGAUGCCGAGGAGAUAAAUUAGUAUGGAGUUAUGUUCACCAGCAUAAAUAUCAGAAUUGGGUCGAUGACCUUAUUCUAGCCGAUGUGGCUAGAGAGGAGACAAGGUAACAAGGACGGAAGCAGCCACACCAACAAUCGUCUUGUAUGGAUAUCUAGGAAGCGUUGCUUUUAGGUGCGUGUAGGGGUUGUAUUUGUUCAAACCUCACUUCCUUUUCAGCUCUUUAGACCAAUGUGAUUUAUUCCAUGUGUAUAUUUUAGGGCAUUUAUGAGAUUUGUUUUUCAUAUUUUUUACUAAAAAAGUCAUUUUACACAUUUUAAAAUAUUUAUUUUUUAAAGAAAAUGUUUUUCAAAAAUUUAAUCAUCCAGGCAUGAAAAAACUAAAAAACAUUUUUUCCUCUGUACCAAUUCCAAGCAGUACAUACAUCUACCUAAUUUGAUAGUAUAAAAAAUUGUAUUGAUAGUACAAAAACGUAUUGAUACGAUAAAAAAUUCUUACACUGUUAAUUACGUAAUACUUUAUCUCGUUGAAUCAGUAGGAAAUCUUUAUCUUCUUUUUUUGAAUUCAUUUCAGUACCAGGCACAUGCAUGAGCAGUGUAAUUCCAACUGUCAUGGCAGCCCACAAAUUGGAUUCUAAUAUUACUUUCAUUUUUGGAUGAA
Molecule: messenger RNA, 2024 nt
Organism: Lycium barbarum (goji berry)
Lineage: Eukaryota; Viridiplantae; Streptophyta; Magnoliopsida; Solanales; Solanaceae
Product: EPIDERMAL PATTERNING FACTOR-like protein 1
Exons: 3
Coding region: 211-741 (176 amino acids)
Biological process (GO): guard cell differentiation; stomatal complex development
Source: RefSeq, a predicted model, not a curated record